UCUUAUAUACAUUCACCAUUCACGAUUCAUUCGGGUCGUACCAUUUGUCAUUGUAAUGUAAACACGUGCUAUAUUUGAAGUAGACGCGUAACGUUUUUAUUUAUCUAGAAAUUAAUAAGAGAUUCAAAAUAUUAACGUGUCCAAUGUGAUUGAAUAAAAAUAUUAGAAUAAAAAGAGAAAAAUAUAUAAAAAAUAUAUGGACGAGGGAUUCAAACAUUUGGUUGAAAUUUAUUGCGUUCAUAUAUGGUCAUUUCUCCAUCGACUCGCUGAAUACUGAUCUCAUAUUCAGAUAUUUUCGAAAUUAUAUACAAAGCGUAAACUGUGAUGUACAAGUCGAGAAUUACAAAAACAUUCUAUCAAGAAUGUUUAAAAUAUUCAGUAAAGUGUUGAAUAAAAUGAGACAAGAAUGAUUAUGUGAUACAAAAAAUUUGUUUAUUAUAAAAAAGUGUUUCAAUGCUAUUGAAAAUAUAUUUUCACGAAUUUAAUAGAGAGAUGAUAAAUGACUACUUAUUAAUUAUAUCUGUGAUUCUCUUAAUUCAUUCUGAAAAAAUGUAUUUGAAAUAAACAUAUAAAAUUUAAAAGAACAAGAAAUUAUAGAAAUGGAAAUAUUCUGGUUUCCUCGCCUAGUUGCUCAUCAUCCAUAUAUCAUUUUAAUGGUGGUUUUUGCAUUUUCAUCGAUAUGUCUAAUUAUUCCUCUUACGACUGAAAAGCUUCCAGAUUUUACAGAUCCUCAAAUGGGAUUUGAGGCAAGAGGUACUGUUUUAGCACAAAGACUCACAGCCUGGCAUCAUUUAAUGGAAGCUACAAAGGCAAGAGGAGAUCUUACUGAUAAUCCUUUCGAAUAUCAUCAGUACAUAUUAAAUCAACUAAAUCAACAGUCUAAUAUGCAUACACAAAACUAUAGUCUGUCUACUCAGGGUAUUCUCAGAAAAAAGACAAAAGGUAAAAAUAAACGAAAAGGAAAGAAAUAUCAAACGCUACUAAACGAUACAAGUUUGAAAGAAACAAGCAAUGAAGAGAAAGAUAAAUAUGAUGAAUUAAUAGAAUUUAAAGAUAAACAUGACAUAAAUGUUAUGAUGGAUGACAAAAAUCAGAAUAAUAACGAUAAUUAUUUCUGCAAUUUACCAACUUCUUCAUAUGCUCGUGUUGUAAUUGCUGUGGAUUCUCAAGAGAAAAAUUUAUGGUCAAUGGAAGGCAUAUUAGCUCAAUGUCAUAUCGAUGGUGUACUUCGUGCAAAUGCUCAUUUUUCAUCUCUUUGUCAGACACAAGAGCACGAUAGUAGUAAAUGUUGCAGAAGCUGGUCGCCAGCUAAUUAUGUGGCAUUUUUAUCGAAUCGCAGUUCUUGCUUGGGAGUAACAGAAAAUGAUCUGAAUAGAGUGAAAACGCUUUUGCAACAGUGCGCUUAUUAUUACCAUAAUCAUAAGUUAUUGCCUAAUUGUGCAGAAGAUUUCAAUUGCCAAAAACAUGUGCCAACUGAAUGUUACAUGAGAAACGCAGCUUACCACUUGCUGCAUUAUCUUUUGGACAUUAAUUUUAUUCCAGUAAGAAAGAUGGAUUUGAAAAAUACACAAAAUUUGACAUUGCAAUCUGCCAUGUUAUUUCUUCCAAUUGCGGCAAGUUCUGCAACUUUAGAUUUUUACAAAGCGAUAGAAAACGAUGAUUUAAUGUAUGGAAAUUUUCGUGUUCAAGGCAUGCAACUUGGCCUAAAAAGUACAUUGUUUGAUCGACUAUUAGUAUCUGAUUCAAGUUUGGUACUAAUUGGUUUUAUCUUUGUUACUCUUUGUAUUUGGACAUACACUGGCUCUAUAGUGUUGACUAUAACAACAAUUUUGGCAGUGCUAUUUAGUCUUGGGAUCUCAUACGCAGUAUACACUUUAGUGUUACGUAUUCAAUUCUUUCCCUUUAUGAAUUUACUGGCCAUUGUUGUUGCUGUAGGCAUUGGAGCAGAUGAUGCAUUUAUAUAUUGUAAAGUAUGGGAAUCUGGAAAGCAGCAGAAGCUUUCUAAUGAUGAAUUAGUACAUUUGGUACAAACGACAAUGAAACAUGCUUUUCCAUCAAUGUUUGUGACAUCUCUCACUACAGCAGUAGCUUUUUUUGCGUCAAUUGUUAGUAAUGUGACUGCUAUCAAUUGUUUCAGUUUAUUUUCAGGCAUGACAGUUAUUGCUAACUUCUUCUUGAUGAUCACAUGGUUACCAGCAUGUGUGGUUUUGUCAGAACACUAUAAAUUAAAUACCUUAUCGCCUGUCAAUUUUAUUACGAGGAAGAUUAUUCGUCCCUUACGAUCUUUGGGAGACAAAGUAACAGUAGGGUUUACCGCCUUUCUUACCGGAAUAGUGAUUCGUUUGCGAUGGUUGUGGUUACUAAGUUUGGGAACUAUGGCAAUAGCAAGUUGCAUUAUUGUCUUUCAUCAUCCGGGUCUGCAACUGCCCGAUUAUAUUGAUUUUCAACUCUUCCAUUCAGCACAUCCAUUUGAACGAUACGAUUUAAUAUAUUCGCGAAGAUUUUGGUUUGAACGAUACGAAAUGAUUGGUGGUGAUGCUGGAGUUUUACCAUUAAGAUUUGUAUGGGGUGUAAAACCGAUCGACAAUGGCGAUUACCUUGAUCCUAACAAAAGAGGAACACUAGACUAUGAUCCAAACUUUGAUAUUUCUAAUCCAAGUUCGCAAUUAUGGCUCGAACGAUUUUGCAAAAAUUUACGCAGUCAACCGUUUUAUCGUGAUACUAUGGGACCUAUGUUAACGAAUUGUUUUAUUGAAUCAUUACGUUCCUGGAUGCAGAGAAGUUGUAAAGAUCCUAUUGAUCCGGAUAUCGAGUAUUUACCGUGCUGCGAAAACAGCAAAUUCCCGUACAAACCCAAUGUUUUGCAACAAUGUGCGGCUGAAGCUAGUGCGAAGAUACAUCGCACUUCUUUGUGGAUUCGGGGUGGUGCGAUUUCUGCAGGUCUAAAAUUUGUGAAAGAACCAUUAUCCCCGGAAGUGCUGAAUGGUACACUCUCGCUUAAACUAACGCCAAAAAUUAAAGCGCUUGUUGUUGAAUAUGAUAGUACUUAUGCAUAUAGUCUUUCAUUUGCGAACAUGGAUAAAUUUUUUCAUCAGGUUGAGAGUUGGAUGCAAGAUCAAUUACGAAGUGCGCCUAGAGGGAUGCGAGGUGGAUGGUUUGUUAGCAGAUUUGAAUUUUACGAGUUGCAGCGUACUUUGUACGAAGGUACUAUAUGGGCAAUGGGAGUAUCAUUAACUUUAGCUCUCAUUGUAUUAGUGCUGGUUACUUUAAAUCCUCUUAUCAGCCUAUAUGCCAUUGUUACUAUUGGUGCUGCGAUAAUAGUAACAGUCGCUAUCCUCAUUCUUCUUGGUUGGAAACUCAAUGUCUUGGAGAGUGUUGCAAUAACUACAGCAAUAGGUCUCGCUGUAGACUUCAGUCUACAUUAUGCUGUGAGUUAUAAAGCGUGCAUUUCUGAGAAAAAAAUAGACAAAGUAAAAGCGGCGUUGCAACAGAUGGGCGGUCCAACUCUUAUGGCAGCGAUUACGAGCGGAGCUGCAGGCGCUUUGAUGUUACCUUCUCAUGUAUUGGCAUAUAUACAAAUUGGUGUAUUUUUAUUACUUGUAAUGGGCAUUAGUUGGAUAUACGCCACACUGUUUCUGUGUUCGAUGUUAGCGGUUAUAGGACCAUCUUCACGCUUCGCUCAGUUUGAAUAUUCCAGAUUAAAGAUGUUAUUGAUCUGUUUUCAUAAAUAUGAUGAUGAUAGCGUAAUUGAAACCGACAAGGAUAACAAUCGAGCGAGAAAAGCUUAUAAAGGACGUGGUAUGCUGUCAGAAUCGACUCUAAGUACAUCCAGUUCUGUAUGUCAAUUUCAUUGCAGUGAAUUGGAAACUCUUGCACCAAGGCCUCCAUCACCACCGUCUCCAUUAUCGACAUUACUUCGUUGAAAUAUAAUUAUCAUUAUUUAAAUUAAAAUUAUUCAUUCUCUCUAGGAAUUCAUUCUCUCUAGGAAUAUCAAAUUUUCAUCUUAACAAAACGUGUACCUUUUCAGAUUGUGUAUAAAACAAUUAUCCACAUAUGUUAUCUUGUACGUAGGUGUGACAUCAUAUAAUUAAUGUGACUGUUGGCUGUGUUCAAAUAGCUUUAAGGUCAUUAUUCAGGUGCAUAUGAUCUGUCAUUCAUCUACAUAUAUACAAUGCAAAUAAAUACAUGUAUAUCAACACGUAUGCGCGCGCGCGCGCGUACACACACACACACACACACACACGUACAUAUAUACCUAUAUACAAUUUUAUAAUACAAAGUUUCCUAUAUAUUAGUGAUAUAAAUAUAUGUACGUACAUACACAUUAUUUAUUGACUAUGAAAUUAAAUUUUAACUUAAACUAAUAAGUAUAUUAACAUCUCUUUUAUACUUUAAAAGUUUUAGUUGUAAUUUAUAAGAAUGUUAUACUAUAUAAUGUAUAUGGAUAUAAAUCUAAUGUGUGUCACAAAAAUAAUAUUGUACGAAUUUUGAAUCUCGAUAAUCGAUAUGAUCAUUGAUUAAAUAUAUUUAUGAACAUUGUCAGUAUUAUAUGAUAAUUAACAAUGCAAAUGUAAAUGUAAAUGUAAAGAUGAGAAAAAUGUUACUUUCUAUUUUAGAUAUUUGCCAAUUAUUUGUCACAUAUAUUAAUUUAGAUUAAAAUAACAAAAAUAUAUUUGUAUGUACGUAUAGUUUAUAUUUUUUAUGGUAACAUUGUUUUAUUAUAUUAUAAAAAAUUUGAUAUAGCUAAAAUUUAUAGCUAUAAAAAAUGUGAUAUAGUUUUUUUCAUAUUAUAACGUAGGAGAAAUUAUUUUAUCUUAGAAAUUUUAUGAAUAUAAAUGAUGCACAAUUAUAUAUUUUGCGAAUAUGUUUCUAAACUGUAUAAAAUGAUAUAUUAGAGUAUAAAAUUGUAUGUUAUAUUAAUAUCAUAUAUUUUAAGUAACAGUGCAUUAAAAGAAAUGUAAAUACAUAUGUGUAAUGGAAUUUAAAAUUAGGUGUAAUAAUAUUUGAUUCUCUGUAUCAUAUAUGCUUAUGAAACGAUCAAAUUAUUAAAUAA
This is a messenger RNA of Cataglyphis hispanica, 5053 nucleotides long. Its product is annotated as protein dispatched. The record is from RefSeq and is a predicted model, not a curated record. Gene Ontology annotation, cellular component: membrane. Lineage: Eukaryota; Metazoa; Arthropoda; Insecta; Hymenoptera; Formicidae. Bases 600 to 3923 code for a protein of 1107 amino acids. The transcript has 10 exons.